Molecule: messenger RNA, 1973 nt
Organism: Penaeus vannamei (Pacific white shrimp)
Lineage: Eukaryota; Metazoa; Arthropoda; Malacostraca; Decapoda; Penaeidae
Source: RefSeq, a predicted model, not a curated record
GCUGGUAAAUGGCUCUGCGACAGCGUGCAAUCACAGAAACGGUGGAUAAAAGAGAGAACAAGAGAGGAGAGAAAGAAGAAAGAAGGAAAAAAUCACGUGGUUCGUAUCUCGAGUGAAAUGUGUCUCCAGGAGUUUAAGAAGAACGUAAAGAUUACAUAUAUGAUGAGGCGUCACGUCAUUUGAAAGGGGACAGGGAAAUCGAAAAGAGAAAAAAGAAGGAUAAGAGAUAAGUUCCAAUAGAAAAUAGAAAAAAAUGAAGAAAAUACAAAACAUUAAUUAGUCUAUCUAUUUCAAAUUGAGAAAUAUGAAUAACACAGAAAAUCGAGAUCCUAGCUUCGCCAAAACGAGAAGCGACACUGUGUUUGCGUGGAAGCCAGACAACACACUGAAACCCUACAGCAACAAAGCAAUUAAUGCACGAUUUCCUCGCCAAACCCCUCCUCUAUUCCUCAGAGAAAACGCCCAUUUUCAUGCAACAAGCCACGCCUAUCUAAUGAAACUGAUAAUACUCAUUAUGACGAUGUGUUUGAUCAAAGCUGCGAAUAGUUCGAUCGUACCAAACAUUGUGGAAUAUGGGAAUUGUGCUUCACUCGAACUGCCCCAAGACUUCAAUAUGACAAGGUUCAGUGGAGUGUGGUUCCAAGUGGAGGAAAUCCCCAACACUUAUGUGGACGUGAAGCAGUGUAUGCGCACCAUCUACCAGUGGGAUGGAUCGGCUCUGCAAGUGCUGACAGAAGGCCUCGACGAGUAUGGUGACAUGGCUGAGCAAGAGACAACCAUCAGUGUGGUGAUUCCCGGGAACUACAGCCAGGACAAGCCUUACCUACAGAUCAGGUCAGAUAUAGUUCCUCCAGUUCCUUACCACAUCGUCGACAUAGACUACGACGCGUUCGCUUGCGUCUACUCCUGCUUCGACUUCUUGGGUCUCAAGGCAGAGAUUUACUCCAUUUUGUCUCGGAGUCCCGAAGCUUCGAACGCAACGCUGUCCACGUGUCGGGAUUCGUUCGAAGCGCUCGGACUGAGUCUCGAGAAGUUGGUGUCCGUACAGCAAGGAGAGCAGUGUUGGUACAGCGAGGGAGGUGCGAAUACAUCGUCGACGCUAUCUCCCAUUUCCUUAGCCGAAGACGAAGCCGAAGAUGAAGGAUUCGAAAGAGGCUUGGGAGACGCCCUACUUUCCGCGGCGGAGGAGGUGGCUGGAGCGGUUGAGAGGGCGGAGGAGGAGCUGUUCGGGACGGCGGAAGAAUAUCACAAGACGACCACAACACCUGCAGAAAAUAAACAACCACAGGAGGAUUUGAGGAGGAGACGCCCAAAGAAGAAACAGAAGAAAAAGGACGGUUCUAGAGGAAGGUCUUACCCCGUGUCGCCCGCUGUCUCGUCUACGCCAUCUUUUGUUUCUACAGAUGGCUCUCGAGACCCCAAUAGCUCCAGCUCGUCCUCACCCGCCGAGGAGACACCCUCUGGCAGCGAGAGACAUUCAGGCGGCGCUGCGACCUCGACUACAACACCCGGAUUUAUCGUCGUGCUCCAGCUGGUUGCCUUACACGUCUGGACUGUGUUAAGAUAGGGUUGCGUACUGGAGAAGUUUCUUUGUAGUCUGCGUGUAGGGCUUAGAUUUGUUGUUUAUGUUAUGUAUUAGAGACUAUUAAUAUUCUGUUAGGUUUAGUCAAUGUAUUUCAGUAAUCAUUCUGUCCGCGCGUGCGCGUGCAGGAGUGUGUGUGUGUGUGUGUGUGUGUGUGUGUGUGUGUGUGUGUGUGUGUGUGUGUGUGUGUGUGUGUGUGUGUGUGUGUGUGUGUGUGUGUGUUGUGUGUGUGUGUGUGUGUGUGUGUGUGUGUGUGUGUGUGUGCGCGCGCGUGCUUGCGUAUGCGCGUAUACAUGCAGUAAAUAUGUAUAUGAAUAAAUAAAUAAAUGAACAAAUAUGUGGGUGAAUAAAUAAAAUGAAUAAAAAAAACAGGUAAUUACGCAUUCACAUA